AUGUAUGCGAAAGAAAUAACUGGAGGUUGUGGGAAUCCUGAACUGCCGACCAACGAUGAUAUUUCACUGGGACGACAAACGAUUCUGGUAGAGACGUUAUCAAGUAAAAAUAAAAGCACUACCGAUCAUGAUGACUUAGUAAAAUCCAUUAAAGAUCAUAUAUUAUAUCCAAUUAUUGAGUUGUUAUUGAAAAAAUGUGAAAUGGCAAUGUUUCGAAUAUCUUCAAAAAAUUUUGAAAUUGAUGAUGUAAUACAGCUUCUUUCUAAACUAACUGCUUUCGGUCCGACAAAUUUCGGUGACAGUGAACUCGAUAAAUUUUUAUUUAAUACUGUUAUUAUGCUGCGAAUACAUCUUAUGGAACUGGCUAAAGUGGCUGAACUUUCUAACGAUUUUAAAUUGAAAUAUCAAUACAUAUUGAAGAAAAAAAUGAAUCAUGAUUCAGUAAUUGGCAUAACUGGUGACAGUGAUGAUGAUAUUGAUAUGAUGGUAUCCAUUCCGUUGUGGCACUCUGAAACUAUGCAAAAUUCAAUGAUUCAAAAGGUUUCUCACAGUGGAGAGGAGUCGAAUUUUAUGAGAGAUAGAAAUAUCGCUCUUCAGAUGAACGAAGACAAGCCAUCAAUGAAUCACGUUAUUACCGAUGAUGAUCAAACAGAUUAUAAAAAAAAGACGCAUUUACCGCCAAAAGCGAUCGAAAAGCUUAAAACAUGGCUCUUUCUUCAUGCCUUGCAUCCGUAUCCUUCUGAAAAUGAAAAAGAAUUGCUAGCAAAGGAGACUGGUUUACAGUUAGGUCAAGUAAAUAACUGGUUUACUAAUGCUCGAAGACGAAUUUUGGCAUCAGCGACUAUUAGCCCAAUAUGGAACGCAGAACAGGGUGAGCAAUGCAACCCUAAUUCGAAGAAAAUGCGAAAGACAGGUAGGUAA
Messenger RNA from Dracunculus medinensis (Guinea worm), 921 nucleotides. Lineage: Eukaryota; Metazoa; Nematoda; Chromadorea; Rhabditida; Dracunculidae. The record is from the annotation of a GenBank genome assembly.